UUACAACUGAAUGCCGAGGAAGAAUAAAUAGACAAGACAGUGUUGUAAAAACGUAGUCAUGGGCUGCAGUAUAAAACUUGAAAUACACUGGGUCAUUUUGAUUGUCAGAUCCUAUAAUGUCCAUCUAAAUUCUACUUGGUGAGACACAGUGAGCCAGGAGACUGCUCCAAAAUAUGCUGCUUAAGAGCAUAUAGUCAUUUGUUUGCAAUGAAAUGUGACGGGCCUAUAGGUCUGAUUAAGGAAGUAUUCAUGUGCUAUGUACUCCACAGUGCUCUGAUUGAGACCAGAUCCCUGCUGGAAAUCCCGCUGCUUUUCACUGCUUUGAAAACACAGAACGUGGCUUGCAUUCGCAUUCAGCUCUGAGAUCCCGCAGAUCAGCUACGCGUCAACGGCCCCGGAGCUGAGUGAUGACAGACGCUAUGACUUUUUCUCACGGGUGGUUCCGCCAGACUCGUUCCAGGCCCAGGCCAUGGUGGACAUUAUCCUAGCACUGAACUGGACUUACGUCUCCACCAUCGCCUCAGAGGGCAGCUAUGGAGAGAAGGGAGUGGAGGCUUUCACACAACUCUCCAAAGAAGCAGGUGGAAUCUGCAUCGCCCAGUCCGUGAAAAUUCCACACAACCCCAAGCUGGAAGAUUACGACAAAACCAUCCAACAACUGCUGGAAACGCAGCACUCGCGGGCAGUCAUCAUCUUUGCCAGCGAAGAAGACAUACGGGGAGUUCUCAAUGCCACCAAGAGAGCCAAUCAGGUGGGCCAUUUCCUGUGGAUUGGAUCUGACAGCUGGGGGUCCAAAAGCAGCCCGAUCAACCAGUUUGAGGAUGUAGCAGUGGGAGCAAUCACUAUACUGCCGAAACGCUCGUCCAUUAAAGGGUUUGAUGAAUACUUUACUGCACUCACCCUCGAGAACAAUCGCAGGAAUGUUUGGUUUGCCGAGUUUUGGGAGGAAAACUUCAACUGCAAGCUGCUGAGCGCCUCAAAGAAAGAGGAUACCAGCCGAAAAUGCACAGGCCAGGAGCGCAUCGGGAUCGACUCCAAGUAUGAGCAGGAAGGCAAAGUGCAGUUUGUGAUUGACGCAGUGUACGCCAUGGCCCACGCUCUCCACAAGAUGCACCGGGACUUAUGUCCUGAUCAUCCUGGCGUUUGUCCGCGGUUGGAGGCAGCAGAGGGAAAAACUCUGCUGAGUUACAUACGCAACACCAGCUUCAACGGCAGUGCCGGCACCUCUGUUGUGUUUAACAAGAACGGCGAUGCUCCAGGACGCUAUGACCUGUUCCAGUUCCAGAUGACCAACUCCUCUACCCCAGAGUAUAAAGUGGUAGGGCAGUGGGUGGAGAACCUCCAGCUCAGGCUGGAGGAGCUUCAGUGGCCAGAUGGGGAGCAGGAGGUGCCUAUCUCUGUGUGCAGUCUCCCCUGCAAAACUGGAGAGAGGAAGAAGAAAGUAAAGGGCAUGCCAUGCUGUUGGCACUGUGAGCUCUGCGAUGGCUACCAGUACCAGUACGAUGAAACUUCCUGCAGACUGUGUGCCUAUGACAUGAGGCCGGACUCCAACAGAACAAGCUGCCAACCUAUCCCCAUUGUCAAGCUGGAGUGGCAUUCCCCUUGGGCAAUUAUCCCCGUCUUCCUGGCCAUGCUUGGCAUCAUUGCCACCAUCUUUGUCAUGGCAACUUUCAUCCGCUACAAUGACACGCCUAUCGUGCGGGCAUCAGGCAGAGAACUGAGCUACGUCUUGCUAACUGGCAUCUUCCUGUGUUACAUCAUUACGUUCCUCAUGAUUGCCAAGCCUGACGUAGCCGUGUGUGCCUUCAGGAGGAUCUUUCUGGGCCUGGGCAUGUGCAUCAGCUACGCCGCACUGCUUACUAAGACCAACCGUAUUUAUCGGAUCUUCGAGCAGGGGAAGCAGACAGUGACAGCCCCUCGCUUCAUCAGCCCCACCUCCCAGAUUGCUAUCACUUCCAGUCUAAUCUGCGUGCAGCUGCUGGGGGUGCUGGUGUGGUUUGCUGUUGACCCUCCAAACACUAUCAUCGACUACGAUGAACAGAAAACCAUAAACCCCAGGCUGGCCCGCGGAGUGCUCAAGUGUGACAUCACAGACCUACAGAUAAUCUGCUCACUGGGUUACAGCAUCCUGCUGAUGGUGACCUGCACUAUCUACGCUAUCAAGACGAGGGAUGUACCAGAAGACUUCAAUGAAGCCAAACCCAUUGGUUUUACUAUGUACACAACUUGCAUCGUCUGGCUGGCCUUCAUCCCGAUUUUCUUUGGCACAGCACAGUCAGCGGAGAAGCUGUACAUUCAGACAACCACCCUGACCAUCUCUAUGAACCUCAGUGCCUCAGUAGCACUGGGCAUGCUCUACAUGCCCAAGGUGUACAUCAUUAUCUUCCACCCUGAGCACUGGGCAUGCUCGAGAGGCCCAAUGGAGAGGCAAAGACCGAGCUGUGUGCACCAGCCCCACAACCCCUCUCUGGAUUAUGCCUCUGAGAUCACAGAUUUUCCUGGGAAUUUCUCCAAACAGCCAACAGUUGUCACACUCAUCUGUCAUGAGCAGAAUGAGCGUGUGGAUCUGUGA
Molecule: messenger RNA, 2572 nt
Organism: Oreochromis aureus
Lineage: Eukaryota; Metazoa; Chordata; Actinopteri; Cichliformes; Cichlidae
Product: metabotropic glutamate receptor 7-like
Exons: 10
Coding region: 470-2572 (700 amino acids)
Biological process (GO): G protein-coupled glutamate receptor signaling pathway; regulation of synaptic transmission, glutamatergic
Cellular component (GO): membrane
Molecular function (GO): group III metabotropic glutamate receptor activity
Source: RefSeq, a predicted model, not a curated record